CGCGGAGUAGGAAGGACAUCAACAUGAAGCUGCUAGUCAUUCUCGCCGUCACGCUAGCGAUCUCGCUAGCAGAAGUUAUGGAAAUGGAUGAAGAGUCGAUAGACGAUCUUCAGGCUGCUGCUUCUAUGGACCUUCAAAAGUCACAACAAUAUGUUCAAUCUAAAGGUUACGCUCCGACAAGGCCCUGGAAUCCUCCUUCAAAUAAUUAUAACAAUGCAGCUCCUCCUCCUUCUCCCCCAGCUUCCCAAGGUGGCUACGCCCCAGUUCAAAAUAAUCCUCCACAAAACACUUACUACCCACAAAACAACUGGGACUCUUGGAACAAUAACCAAAACCAAAACACGUGGAACAAUCCUCAGAACUCAUGGACCCAGAAUCCUCAGAACCCAGCAAAUAACCAGCAAAAUAACUGGAACAACCAGAACACGGGUUCACAAAACACGUGGACCACACCCACAAACCCACCAAGUUCACAAAAUACGUGGACUAAGCCCACAAACACUGGUUCUCAAAACUGGAACAACCAAAACACAAAUAAUAAUUGGAACAACUGGAAUCAGACGCCUUCUUCCACAUCCACGACAACUGAGUCCGUUGCAGUCAUAAAAAAUGAACAAUCCCUCGGAGAAAAUGGCAGCUACAAAUAUGAAUAUGAAAUCGCUGACGGCACGCACGUAGCUGAAGAAGGUUACUUCACGAAUCCGAACACAGAAAAAGAGAGCCUUGUGAAGAAAGGGUUCUACUCCUUCACCGCAGCUGACGGCAAAGUUUACUCCGUCACAUACUGGGCAGAUGAUACCGGUUUCCAUGCUAUUGGUGACCAUUUGCCCAAACCACCACCAGUUCCCGAAGCGAUUCAAGCAUCAAUCGACCAAAACGCCAAGGAGGAAGCGGCAAAAGCCGAAGCAGAGAAGAACAAACAACAACAGGGUUACUAUCCCCCAGGUCAAGAACCACCAAGACCGAUAGCGCCACCACAAACAGGCCCGUCAACAUUUCCACAAACAUCGCCCCCGCAAACGUACCCUACCAAACCUCAGCAACCACCCCAAACGCAGUACCCUCAACAGACCUAUUAUCCUCAACAGCAACAGCAGCAAACCUAUUAUCCCCCAACGAACUACUACCCUCCUCAAACUGGAUACGGUCGUCGUCGGUAACUUACGAAACAGAAUAGGAACUAUUUGGUCAGGGCUACGUUAGACCUCCACAUGUAAGCAAUUAGAGCAAGGAAUUUGUAACCAAAAACCAUGUUACUAGUGUAAUGAAAAUUCGACAAUGAAGAGUUUUUAUUAUAAAUUUCUUUUACGUUGGAAACAUUGAUUGGUAGUUAAUUUAUAUGUGACAUUGUUGUCUAGAGUAGCUUUAGCCUGAUGGUGGUUAGAAAACAACAGAAUAGCAUUUAAAUUGUAUCAAAUUACCUCACCAUAAGA
Molecule: messenger RNA, 1433 nt
Organism: Maniola jurtina (meadow brown)
Lineage: Eukaryota; Metazoa; Arthropoda; Insecta; Lepidoptera; Nymphalidae
Gene: CPR21
Product: putative mediator of RNA polymerase II transcription subunit 29
Exons: 4
Coding region: 24-1160 (378 amino acids)
Cellular component (GO): chitin-based extracellular matrix
Molecular function (GO): structural constituent of chitin-based larval cuticle
Source: RefSeq, a predicted model, not a curated record